AUGAAUUCUAUGGACAGGCACAUACAGCAGACCAAUGACCGACUGCAGUGCAUAAAACAGCACUUACAGAACCCUGCAAACUUCCAUAAUGCAGCAACAGAGCUCCUGGACUGGUGUGGAGACCCCAGAGCCUUCCAGAGACCGUUUGAGCAGAGCCUGAUGGGUUGUUUGACAGUGGUUAGUCGCGUGGCAGCUCAGCAAGGAUUUGACUUGGAUCUGGGAUACAGGCUACUGGCAGUAUGUGCAGCCAACAGGGACAAAUUCACUCCAAAAUCAGCUGCACUGCUUUCGUCGUGGUGUGAGGAGCUGGGACGGCUCUUGCUGCUUCGCCACCAGAAAAGCCGGCAGAACGAUCCUCCAGGGAAGCUACCCAUGCAACCGCCCAUGAACUCCAUGAGCUCCAUGAAACCCACCCUUUCUCAUAGUGAUGGGUCUUUCCCUUAUGAUUCUGUUCCCUGGCAGCAAAAUACCAACCAACCUCCAGGCUCUUUAUCAGUGGUCACCACAGUAUGGGGUGUGACUAACACCUCUCAAAGCCAGGUGCUGGGAAAUCCAAUGGCAAAUGCUAACAACCCUAUGAACCCAGCAGGAAAUCCCAUGGCUUCUGGGAUGACUACCAGCAACCCUGGAAUCAAUUCUCCUCAGUUUGCUGGACAGCAGCAACAAUUUUCAGCCAAGGCAGGCUCCACUCAGCCAUACAUACAGCAGGGCAUGUAUGGGCGACCCAAUUAUCCUGGAAGUGGAGGCUUUGGUGGCAGUUACCCUGGAGGCCCAAAUACCCCUGCAGGGAUGGGGAUUCCCCCCCACACGAGACCGCCAGCUGAUUUCACCCAGCCAGCUGCAGCUGCUGCUGCUGCUGCAGUCGCGGCUGCAGCUGCUACAGCAACAGCUACAGCCACAGCCACUGUGGCAGCCCUUCAGGAAACGCAGAAUAAGGACAUGAACCAGUAUGGACCGAUGGGUCCAACUCAGGCUUACAACAACCAGUUUAUGAACCAGCCUGGUCCUCGUGGCCCUGCUUCUAUGCCAGGCAACAUGAACCCAGCAAGCAUGGGAGCAGGAAUGACACCUUCCAGCAUGAGUGGGCCACCCAUGGGCAUGAACCAGCCUCGGCCUCCUGGAAUGAGUCCCUUCAGCACGCAUGGGCAGAGGAUGCCUCAGCAAGCCUACCCAGGCCCUCGGCCCCAGUCUUUGCCUAUACAGGGCAUAAAGAGACCGUACCCCGGAGAGCCAAAUUAUGGAAACCAGCAGUAUGGACCAAAUAGCCAGUUUCCAAACCAGCCUGGUCAGUACCCUACUCCAAACCCUCCAAGACCCCUUACGUCUCCCAACUAUCCUGGUCAGAGGAUGCCAAGCCAGCAAAACACAGGGCAGUACCCUCCUCCAACAGUCAACAUGGGGCAAUAUUAUAAGCCAUCAAGGCCUGUACCUGUGGCAAAUUACCCUCAUUCACCUGUUCCAGGAAACCCCACACCACCUAUGACUCCAGGGAGCAAUAUUCCUCCAUACCUGUCACCUAACCAGGACGUCAAACCACCAUUCCCACCUGACAUUAAACCAAAUAUCAAUGCUUUACCACCACCUCCAACCAACCACAACGAUGAGCUGCGCCUGACGUUCCCUGUGAGAGAUGGGGUUGUACUGGAGCCCUUCCGGCUGGAGCACAACCUGGCAGUCAGUAACCAUGUCUUUCACUUACGGCCAACUGUUCAUCAGACGCUGAUGUGGAGGUCUGACUUGGAAUUGCAGUUCAAGUGCUAUCACCAUGAAGACAGACAAAUGAACACGAACUGGCCAGCUUCAGUCCAGGUCAGCGUUAAUGCAACCCCACUUACCAUCGAACGUGGCGACAACAAGACAUCUCAUAAACCUCUGCACCUAAAGCAUGUCUGCCAGCCAGGAAGAAACACGAUUCAAAUUACAGUCACAGCGUGUUGUUGUUCACACUUGUUCGUGUUGCAGUUAGUACAUCGGCCAUCAGUUCGCUCAGUGCUUCAAGGUCUACUAAAGAAACGCCUCCUCCCAGCAGAACAUUGUAUCACUAAGAUAAAGAGGAACUUCAGCAGCGUAGCAGCUUCCUCUGGCAAUGCGACACUAAAUGGGGAAGAUGGAGUAGAGCAAACUGCCAUUAAAGUGUCUCUGAAGUGUCCAAUCACAUUCCGGAGGAUUCAGCUCCCAGCAAGGGGUCAUGAUUGCAAGCAUGUACAAUGCUUUGAUCUGGAAUCUUACUUGCAACUGAACUGUGAGAGAGGAACUUGGAGGUGUCCAGUAUGCAAUAAAACUGCUCUGCUGGAGGGCUUGGAGGUUGACCAGUAUAUGUGGGGUAUUCUGAAUGCUAUACAAAACUCAGAGUUUGAAGAAGUUACCAUUGAUCCGACGUGCAGUUGGAGGCCAGUCCCUAUAAAGUCAGAUAUUCACAUCAAAGAUGACCCAGAUGGCAUUCCCUCAAAAAGAUUUAAGACCAUGAGUCCAAGCCAGAUGAUCAUGCCAAAUGUGAUGGAGAUGAUUGCAGCUUUGGGUCCUGGCCCAUCACCUUACCCAUCCCUACCACCUCCUCCAGGAGGCAACAACUCCACUGAAUAUGGUAACCAAGGCAACAGUUACCAAGGUCAUGGCAAUUUUGACUUCCCACAUGGGAAUCCCGGUGGCACAUCUAUGAAUGACUUCAUGCAUGGGCCACAGCUUUCACAUCCCCCAGACAUGCCAAGCAGCAUGGCAGCUCUCGACAAACCUCUCAGUCACCCCAUGCAGGAAUCUAUCCCUCAUCCCGGCAGCACUGAUCAGUCCCAUACUUCCAUGCAGCAAGGUUUGCACGUCCCUCACCCCAGCAGCCAGUCAGGGCAGCCAUUACAUCACAGCGGGCCUCCUACCCAGCAGUCCCGGCAGCCACCCCCGGCCGCUUCUAGCAACCAUCCACACAGUGACCUGACCUUUAAUCCCUCCUCAGCCUUAGAGGGUCAGGCUGGUGGACAGGGAGCACCUGACAUGCCGGAGCCCUCGCUGGAUCUACUUCCAGAACUCACAAAUCCGGAUGAGCUGCUUUCGUACCUGGAUCCUCCUGAUUUGCCCAGCAAUAGCAAUGAUGACCUUCUGUCUCUCUUUGAGAACAACUGA
Molecule: messenger RNA, 3114 nt
Organism: Indicator indicator
Lineage: Eukaryota; Metazoa; Chordata; Aves; Piciformes; Indicatoridae
Gene: ZMIZ1
Product: zinc finger MIZ-type containing 1
Exons: 20
Coding region: 1-3114 (1037 amino acids)
Biological process (GO): regulation of transcription by RNA polymerase II; protein sumoylation
Molecular function (GO): zinc ion binding; SUMO ligase activity
Source: RefSeq, a predicted model, not a curated record